Molecule: messenger RNA, 1412 nt
Organism: Cannabis sativa
Lineage: Eukaryota; Viridiplantae; Streptophyta; Magnoliopsida; Rosales; Cannabaceae
Exons: 2
Coding region: 27-980 (317 amino acids)
Source: RefSeq, a predicted model, not a curated record
AAAUUCAAUUCCCAUUUCACUUAUUAAUGGAAGCAACUAAAGUUGGUAACCAUGAUUUUUUGGUUGUGAUUUUAAGUGGGUAUCUAGAAUUGAUUUGGGAACGUACUCAUGAGAAUGAGACCAUAUUUAACUUUGCAGUGAAAAAUCGUCAUGUUGAUAUUUUUAAAUUGAUACAUGAGGUUGGUUUAUCAAAACAAAUAGUCCAAAAUUUUGAAGAUGAAAUAUCAGGAAACAAUCUUUUACAUAUUGCUGCACUUAAACCACCACACAGUAGACUUCGUAGUAUUGUUGGAUCAGCUCUCCAAAUGAGAGAACAAAUCUUGCGGUUUCAGGAAGUGAGGAACAUUGUGAUCCCUUCAUUAAGGAAUAAAAUGAAUUUAAGUGGUCAAACACCGCAAGAUUUGUUCACAGAAAAACAUAAUAAUUUGAUGAAAGACUCAGAAAAGUGGAUGAAGAAAAAUGCAAACAUAUGUCUACUCGUGGCAACAAUAAUUGUUACAAUAAUCUUUCAAGCAAAAUCUGAUAUUUCUUCUUCUGGGGAUGAAAAUACAAAUUGUGACAUCUCUAGGGAUCAAAAGGCAAAUUCGUCGAAUAUUGAAAGCUCCAUAGUAAAAAAUAUUCUCUUGAUAUCAAACACCAUAGCCAUGUCCUCUUCUUCAAUAGCGGUAAUGUUAAACUUGUUCAUAAUAAUUUCUCGUUUCUCUGAAGAUGAGUUGUUUCGGCCAUUGCCAAUCGCAUUCAUCGCGGGAAUUAUUUCGCUUUACAUUUCUAUAACUUUCAAGAUGACAAGUUUUUGCCUUACAUUCUUUAUUGGUACUAAAUCGUUAGCAAUACGUAUUUUUACUUGUUUUCUGGAGCUUUUGCCAGUAAAUUUAUUUCCUUAUCUUGUGUAUCCUAUUUUUAUUGACUUAUUAAAUAUGACAUUUUUCUCAAAGUCAAAGUUCAAGCCUGGAAAACGAGUACUUGGACGAUCGUUAUGAUUUUUAAUAGGUCAUAUUAUGUAAUUAAAUAAUGGUGGAGAAUUUGAAGGAUUAUUAAUUAGAGAUCUAUUAAUGUGUAAAUAAUAAUAUUGUAACUAUCUUUUGAGAGUAUAGUUCAUUACAUUUUAUGUUUUGUUUGUCUUAAUUAUUGGACGUGACUUUAAUUUAUUUUUGUUAAUUUUCAUUGCUCACUACAAAAAAUUAAAUCUUACUUUUAGUCACAAUAAAACUUAUGACUAAUUAUAAAUUAUCGUUCUUAUGUUGUAACUAAAAAGUUCAUAGAUAAAUGUAUUAGUCACAAAAUUAAAAUCUGUUGUGACUAAAUGUAUUUUUAAUUACAAUACUUGUUGUAUAAAAAUAAACUAAUGACAACAGUUUGAAUCUAAAUACUAUAUUAAUUUUAGUCACAAGUAACUUUUUAUUGUGACUAAA